Molecule: messenger RNA, 1344 nt
Organism: Torulaspora delbrueckii
Lineage: Eukaryota; Fungi; Ascomycota; Saccharomycetes; Saccharomycetales; Saccharomycetaceae
Gene: BCY1
Product: cAMP-dependent protein kinase regulatory subunit BCY1
Exons: 1
Coding region: 1-1344 (447 amino acids)
Biological process (GO): regulation of protein phosphorylation
Cellular component (GO): cAMP-dependent protein kinase complex; nucleus
Molecular function (GO): cAMP-dependent protein kinase regulator activity
Source: RefSeq, a predicted model, not a curated record
AUGCCAUUGUCUCAAGAACAAAAGGUCGAAUACGACUUAUACCAGAGUGAAGUGGAAAGACAGAGUCCCAAUGAUAUUUUGCAGUUUUCUGCAAAUUACUUCAAUAAGAGACUGGAACAGCAGCGUGUCUUUAUGAAGAACCAGGAGGCAUUUGCUCUAUCAAAGGGUAUUACUCUGUUUUCUAGACCUUCGAGAAGUGAAUCGGUGGCAGCGGCCUCUACAAGUAUUGGUGGAAACGGCGAGGAGAGAGACGUUUUAUUCAAGUCACCAUUUGCCAAUCAGGACCCUCAUGCUACGCACGAGGACGAGCAUCUCGCUUCUAACACACCUUCACAAUCAAGCUCAGCAACCGGACUAUUUAAAGGUAAUUUUAACGUGGGUCAGGAGAGUAGUAAACGAAUGAAGUCACCUUUGGACCCUCAUAGUGGCGAUACUAAGGAAUCGAAGAGGAAAGCUAAUGUGAAUCAUCAGCCAUUACCUUUGAAUUUCAAUGCCGAGAGACGUACCUCUGUCAGUGGUGAGACUUUACAACCAGAUAACUUUGAUGAUUGGACUCCUGCACAUUAUUCGGAGAAGAAUCAGGAUCAGUUGAAGAGACUCGCAAAGUCUAUUGGAAGAAAUUUUCUCUUUAACAAGCUAGAUGACGAUAGUAAGAUACUGGUAAUCAACUCGUUGGAAGAGAAAAUGGUGAAGAAAGGUACAGAGAUUAUCAAACAAGGAGAUGAAGGUGACUAUUUUUACAUCGUUGAAGAAGGUUCUGUGGAGUACUUGGUUGAUGGAACUAAAGUUAAUUCGUCGGGCCCAGGCUCCAGUUUCGGUGAACUAGCUCUAAUGUACAGUAGUCCUAGAGCCGCCACAGUCAUCGCUCUAACGGAUUGUAUUCUAUGGGCUCUCGAUAGAAUAACAUUUAGAAAGAUCCUACUCGGCAGCUCUUUCAAGAAGAGAAUGAUGUACGAUGAGCUAUUGAAGAGUAUGCCAAUCCUCAAAUCGCUGACUACUUAUGAUCGUGCCAAAUUAGCCGAUGCAUUAGACACAGAGUUUUACGAACCAGGCCAAGUUAUCGUAAAAGAAGGUGACGUUGGUGAAAAUUUCUAUCUGAUCGAGUACGGUGAGUGUGAAGUCUCAAAGGAUGGUCAAGGCGUGGUUGCGCAGCUGAAGUCGCGUGAUUACUUUGGUGAAGUGGCUUUGUUGAACGAUCUGCCACGUCAGGCCACUGUUACAGCAAAGACAAAGACCAAAGUAGCUACACUGGGUAAGAGCGGGUUCCAAAGACUAUUGGGACCUGUGGUCGAUGUCUUAAAACUGAAUGAUCCAACCCGCAAAGCCCAUAGCACAAGCAAAUAG